GCCCUCUGUCGGUACCAGCGCAGCGCCAGGAGGAGCUCAAGCUGCGCUUUUACAUUUUCUCUCAAAUCUUAAACUGGAUCUUAACUGGACUUUUCACAAAACACAAAUGCAGUUAGAGAAUUAAAAGUGUAUUGUUUUAGCAGCUUCAAGGAUUAUAAUAUUUCUAAAGAUGACGUCUAAGACUAAAGUUGGGAAGGCUGGCUCCAAGAACAAAGAAGAUGCCCCCUAUGAGCUUGAGAGUCAGUUUGUUUUGCGCCUGCCUACAGAGUAUGCAUCUACAGUGAGAAGGAUAGCCCAGUCCAGUAGCAUGAACAUGAAGGACAGACUUACCAUUGAACUGCACCCGGAUGGACGUCAUGGAAUUGUAAGAGUUGACCGUGUCCCUUUGGCCUGUAAGCUUGUUGAUCUUCCCUGUAUGAUUGAAUCACUUAAAACUGUUGACAAGAAAACAUUCUACAAAACAGCUGAUGUUUGUCAGAUGCUGGUUUGUACAUUAGAUGGAGAUCUUUACCCUCCUUUAGAAGAGCCAACGGGUACGGACCCCAAAAGCAAGAAGAAAGACAAAGACAAGGACAAGAAGUUUGUUUGGAACCAUGGGAUUACCUGUCCACUAAAAAACACUCGCAAGAGGAGAUUUCGGAAAACUGCUAAAAAGAAGUACAUUGAAUCUCCUGAUGUAGAGAAGGAAGUGAAGAGAUUGCUGAGUACAGAUGCCGAGGCUGUCAGUGUCCGAUGGGAGGUCAUAGCUGAAGAUGAAUCCAAAGAUGCAGAUCAGCACGGUUCAUUGGGCAACCUGGACUCCUCACCUGGCACCUCAGGACACAAGAUGGGACAUGGACAAAGUGCCCAGCGCGAUGAACUGAGGGAGAUCUUCAAUGACAUAAGCAGCUCCAGUGAGGAUGAGGAGGAUGAAGGGGACAGGCACGAGGAUGAAGACCUGAACAUCAUGGACACUGAGGAUGAUCUGGUCCGACAACUACAUGACAAACUCAAUGAGUCCGACUCUACCCAGAACGAGGCCGAUCAGACCAACCAGAUAGUUAUGGAAUAUCAGGUGCAGAUCAACAGUAUCAAGGCCAAGCUUCAAGAGACUCGUGCCCGGAAGAAACAGCAGGAGGAGCUCAUCAUGAAAGUGGAAAACCAGGCCCUCAAAAACCGUUUCCAGGCCUUGUUGGAUGAGAUUAUUCAGCAGGAAGAGCGAGAGAUGGAACAACUGGCCUCGCUACAGGAGCAGCUUGACUCUCUGAUUGAGAAGUGACCAACAGGUGGCAGCCUUAUGCCUUGUUCCCUCUCGCAGUGGAAGACGGAGGAGACAGUCUGUGUGAAGGAUCAAUAUUCUGUAGUUGUGUUGUGCUGAAAUUCAUAACAUUAUGACAUUGCUUUUUCCCCUUUUUUAAUUCUAUGUUACUCUGAUGUUACUUAUUUACAAUGAAUAAAAACAUUUUGUC
Periophthalmus magnuspinnatus is the source of this 1448-nucleotide messenger RNA. RefSeq names its product TAF7 RNA polymerase II, TATA box binding protein (TBP)-associated factor (gene taf7). The coding region runs from base 170 to 1258 and encodes 362 amino acids. The transcript has 12 exons. The record is from RefSeq and is a predicted model, not a curated record. Lineage: Eukaryota; Metazoa; Chordata; Actinopteri; Gobiiformes; Gobiidae. Gene Ontology annotation, biological process: transcription initiation at RNA polymerase II promoter; RNA polymerase II preinitiation complex assembly. Gene Ontology annotation, molecular function: RNA polymerase II general transcription initiation factor activity. Gene Ontology annotation, cellular component: transcription factor TFIID complex.